Messenger RNA from Suillus bovinus, 4347 nucleotides. RefSeq names its product ABC protein. Lineage: Eukaryota; Fungi; Basidiomycota; Agaricomycetes; Boletales; Suillaceae. The transcript is spliced from 40 exons. The record is from RefSeq and is a predicted model, not a curated record. Gene Ontology annotation, cellular component: membrane. Bases 1 to 4347 code for a protein of 1448 amino acids. Gene Ontology annotation, molecular function: ABC-type transporter activity; ATP hydrolysis activity; ATP binding. Gene Ontology annotation, biological process: transmembrane transport.
AUGAAGGCAGACAGCGAAAAGGCCAAGGAGGCCAACGCAGACAACCUUCGGCCUAUAAACCUCCAGCUCGAUACCGGUAAUGAGUAUGCCAAUGUGCGUCAAAAAUGGUGGCAGCUGUGGUUACCCAAGGAUCCACCACCUCCAGCUCCUCUGUCCCUGGAGGACGUGGCGGACGUUUUUCUACAGCUAACCCCUUUGGCCAAUGCUUCCAUUUUCUCUCAGCUCACCUUCUCCUGGGUCACAGAUAUAACGAUUCUCGGAUAUCAGCGCACAUUACAAGCAUCUGACCUAUACAAAAUGGACCCAUCCCGAGAGUCAGCUGUCCUUGCCGCUAAACUUGACGCUGCAUGGCAGCGACGUGUUGAGGCAGCAGCUGACUGGAACGCACGACUUGAGAGUGGCGAACUCAGCCCAUCUAUCUUCAAGUGUACCGCCUGGGCCAUGCGUGCAAUUUCAAGGAAUGGCCAGAAACAAGGCGCGACUUGGUCUGAACGAUAUGCGGCGUUUCAAAACCAUUGGCGAGAAUCCGAAGGGCGGAAAGAGGCUAGCCUUACUUGGGCUUUGAAUGAUGUCUUUCAUGGUAUCUUCUGGAUCGGCGGUAUAUACAAGGUCAUUGGCGAUACGGCACUACUUAUGGGUCCCAUCGUCCUUCGGCAAAUAAUUGUCUUUGCGCAGGACCGUUCCGCCGCGAUCAUUGCAGGAACACCUGCCCCUAAUGUCGGUCUUGGUAUUGCCAUGGCUGUUGGGCUCUUUGCACUCACCAUAAUAGCUAGUGUUUGCACCCACCAGUUCUUUUGGCGUUCAAUGGAAACAGGCGUACUGGCUAGAGCCGCGCUGAUAACAUGCAUUUACGAGCGUGGAGUCAACCUCACAGGCAAAGCGCGUAUAAAAAUCAACAACGCCACGCUCAUUAACCAUAUUUCUACUGACGUGAGCAGGAUUGACGCAUGUGCGCAGUGGUUCCACGCAGCCUGGACCGCGCCUAUUCAGGUCACCGUUUGUUUAAUCAUUCUUUUAACCGAGCUCGGGCCGUCUGCACUCGCUGGUUUCUCGCUAUUUGUCCUCAUGAUUCCGAUUCAACAACAGUUAAUGGCACUGCAGCACCGUACUCGCUCAGUGUCGAUGAAAUGGACCGAUAAACGAGCCAAAGUUUUGCUAGAGGUACUCGGGGCUAUGCGGGUUGUCAAGUACUUCUCCUACGAGGUUCCUUUCCUUCGAAGAAUCUCCGACCUUCGGAAGAAGGAACUGCGUGGUAUUAGAUGGAUUCUUCAUCUAACAUCGGCGAACUUGGCGCUCGCGACUUCGCUGCCAGUCCUCGCUGCCACACUCGCUUUCGUCACGUACACCCUUACAUCACACAACUUUAACGUUGCUGUCAUGUUCAGUUCGCUGAGUUUGUUCCAAGUUCUCCGGCAACCAAUGAUGUUUAUGCCUCGCGCUCUAUCAGCUAUCCCCGAUGCAUUCAGUGCGAUUCAGCGGCUCACACACGUGUUCCGCGCAGAUUCUAUUUCCGAAGACACACUCGUGAUUGAUAAGGACCAAGAAUUCGCGCUUUUGACGAAGGACGCGACAUUUGAGUGGGAGUUGUAUGGAAAAGAUUCUGGUGAGGCUUUCAACUCGAAGGGUGCACGCGGCGGCGAUCCAUCGAGGGGCAAGGACAAGACCGUGAAUGAGGACAUCGCGAAGGAAAAGCCCGCUUCUGGAAAAGAUACACCUCUUUUUCAGGUAAAGAAUGUGACCAUGGCCAUUCCACGAGGCCAGCUUGUUGCUGUAGUUGGGCCUGUCGGGAGCGGCAAGUCCAGUUUAUUGCAAGGACUGAUAGGUGAGAUGAGGAAAGUCUCCGGGCAUGUCUCGUUUGGGGGUCGCGUUGGCUAUUGUCCGCAGACCGCGUGGAUUCAGAAUGCUACAUUGCGUGAUAAUAUUACUUUUGGUCAACCGUUCGAGGAAGACAGAUAUUGGCGCGUCAUCGAAAUCGCUUGUCUACUUCCAGAUCUUCAACUACUCCCAGAUGGUGAUCUGACUGAGAUCGGAGAAAAGGGAAUCAAUCUCAGCGGUGGCCAAAAGCAGAGAGUUAACAUUGCUCGUGCCCUGUACUUUGAACCUGAAAUCGUUAUAUUUGAUGACCCACUCUCGGCAGGCGAGCUAUUGGAUGCCCAUGUCGGAAAGUCCUUGUUCCAAGAUGCUAUCGUGGGUGCCCUACGAAAUCGUGGCAUUACUGUCAUUCUUGUCACGCAUGCGAUCCACUUCCUCUCUCAAGUAGAUUAUAUAUAUACGCUAAACAACGGCGUCAUCACAGAGAGUGGAACCUACGACGAUCUGAUCUCUCGCGGUGGCGAUUUUGCGCGCUUGGACCUAGAGUUCGGUGGCCACGCGUCAGAAGGGGAAGACGAAGCCCCGGAAGAGAAAGCUACUCCGCAGACAAGCAUCACCAUCGAGGAUGUAAAGUUGAAGUCGGAAAGAACCAGAGAACGGGCUACUGGCAGUGGCAAACUCGAAGGUCGCUUGAUCGUCAAAGAGAAGCGGUCGACGGGCUCUGUGUCCUGGAAAGUGUAUUGGACCUAUUUGAGUGCGGGACGCGGUUCAAUAACAGUUCCCCUGAUUAUUCUUUUCAUGCUUGCGAUGCAGGGAAGCCUGAUCUUGAACUCGUACACGCUAGUUUGGUGGGAGGCAAACAAAUUCGACCGACCAAACUCGUUCUAUCAGACGCUGUACGGGUGUCUGGGGAUUGGUCAAGCAAUCUUCACAUUCUUGCUCGGUGCUGCAAUGGACUUCAUUUCCUAUUAUGUGUCUCAAAGCCUGCACCACAAGUCCGUACGCAACAUCUUUCAUGCAUCCAUGUCCUUUUUCGACACUACACCUAUGGGCCGAAUCCUGAGUAUUUUUGGCAAAGAUAUAGAUGGUAUUGACAAUCAACUACCACAAUCAACGAGAUUACUUGCCAUUACAAUGGCCAGCGUGACGGGCUCUGUCGUCAUCGUUUCUGUCCUUGAACCGUACUUUGUUAUUGCUGUGUUCUUUAUCGCUCUCGGUUACGGCUAUUUUGGUGCCUUUUAUCGAGCUAGUGCUCGUGAAGUCAAGCGCUUAGACUCUAUGCUUCGUUCUCUUCUGUAUGCCCACUUUUCGGAGACCUUGACAGGACUUCCCACAAUCCGAAGUUACGGAGAAAUGAGGCGGUUUAUUGCUGCCAAUAGAUACUACAUUGAUCUGGAGGAUAGAGCUCUAAUCAUCGUGGUCGCGAAUCAGAGAUGGCUUGCAAUAAGGUUGGACUUCAUGGCAGGCAUAUUAAUUUUUAUUGUUGCUCUUCUCGCUGUGAUCGACGUCUCUGGGAUAAACGCCGCUCAGAUAGGGUUGGUACUGACAUAUACCAUCGCGCUGUCACAAAUGUGUAGUCUGUUAACCAGACAAACAGCAGACGUUGAAAAUUACAUGAAUUCAGUGGAGCGAUUGGUAGAGUUCGUUGCAGGCGACACGAUACCUCAAGAGGCUCCGUAUGAGAUCGAAGAACGAAAGCCCCCAGCACAAUGGCCCGAGCAGGGUGCCAUCGAAUUUGAGGACGUCAAAAUGGCAUAUAGGCCGAGUCUUCCAAAUGUAUUGAAAGGCAUCUCGGUCAAGAUUAGGGGAGGCGAAAAGAUAGGCGUUGUUGGAAGGACCGGCGCUGGCAAAUCCUCAUUGAUGCUUGCACUGUUUCGAAUUGUCAAAUUGUCUGGUGGUUCAAUCACUAUUGAUGGUGUCGAUAUAUCUACAAUCGGUCUUAAAGAUCUCCGCUCCAGGAUCUCUAUUAUCCCACAGGAUCCCCUUCUAUUCAGCGGGACCAUACGCUCCAACCUGGAUCCAUUCUCCCAGCACAAUGAUACAGAACUAUGGGAUGCGUUGCAUCGAUCUUGUCUGCUUGAUUCUAGCACCACCUCAAAACGGUCUUCUGCCGAUGAUGGCGUCGGAAGUGAGCAAGCUUCCACCAGCCGCUACGACCUUGACAGUACCAUCGAGAGCGAGGGAGCGAAUCUAAGUGUUGGAGAGAGAUCUCUGCUCAGUCUGGCUCGUGCGUUAGUGAAAGACUGCAAAGUUGUUGUGCUUGAUGAGGCCACAGCCUCUGUCGAUCUCGAUACGGAUAGCAAGAUCCAACACACUAUCCAGACGGAAUUCAGUGAUCGGACGCUGCUUUGUAUUGCUCACCGACUUCGUACUAUCAUUUCAUACGACCGGAUUCUGGUCCUUGACGCUGGUCUUGUUGCCGAAUUUGAUACUCCGUCCAACCUUUUCAACAUAGAGGGUGGACUUUUCCGCGGAAUGUGCGAGAGAAGCAAUAUCUCAUUGAAAGAUAUACUAGAGUCGAGUAGACAGGUUUGA